UAUCGAUACAGACAAAUUGUCUCUAAAUAGCCGCUUUCUGUUAGUUUUUAGUUUGAUUUUAUUUCAGGGUUUUCCUGCGUUAGCUCUAAUCCUUGGGCUGAAAGAUGAUACUAGCCCCUAAGUGCCUCUUGUAAAUAACACAAAUCAACCGAGAUACUAAGGUACUGACGACCAGGAAUGGUAAGAUAGGUAUUCAAGACCUGCUCCAGGUCCUAAAACCGCCCAAAUUACGGCGAUGUUACGGCCUGAAGUAGACUCUGUUCUAAAAUGCCUUAGGAAGUACUCUCUGCGGUUUCAGUUGAACAGUUCAUUCAUAGUUAUAAAUUAUGCAUUCCUUAGUCGCUGUCUUUUGUUGCAUGAAGUAAAAUAAAGUAAACAAAAAUACACAUAUUUUUAGAAUAUUCUCUCGUGAUCGACAAAACAACUCCUUAUUUGGCAUCUCUAUUAUGCAUCAUUUGAUAAUUACCUCCGUACGUGUCAAGUAAACAAGGACGCAUUACACACCAACUGUAAGGCAUUUAUACCAGCAAAGAUGUUUUGUCUUUUAAUAUCUAUCUUGCUAGGCCUCGGUUUAACAAGUAUUGAAGUAAACGCUAUCCCUUGAGAAGCUACAUUGAAGUCGCUGAUCUUAAUUACGAGUUUAAAGUGAGGGAUUGUGGUGGAUGGCAGCCAUUGGAAGUUUUGAUGAAAAAUCGCUCAGCAGUCGUGAGAUAUUACUCAGAUAUAUCUCACAGCUCAGAAGUUCUAAGGCACCACUACAAAAGUUACUACUGUAACUGGCACUCUCCCUGGUACUCAUUAUGUGGUAUUGACAAUAUUCGCUUCUCUUUCCAUGUCAUUUUACAAAAACUGAUAGGUCUGAAUGUACAGAAUUGGAGGCCUGAUUUACAACAAUCCAAACCUGGUGAAGUAACUGUUAAUUGGGAUCCUUUGACGUUGCCAUCAAAGAGCUAUGUUGUUGUGCCGUUGUAUAACUCUACUGCGAAAGGGGAGCCAUUCCUGUACAUCAUUGAACGUAGAAACAAAACUUCGCUAGCGGUGGAAUACCUUGAACCAGCUACAUCAUACACGUUCAAAGUCUUUGCUUUCGAUUCUACGAACACAGGGUCCUUGAUCGAAAGCACUACAUGGUCUCUUGCAAUGAAAAAUGACACUUUGAGACUUGUUGGUGGACAGGUAUCCAACGAGGGAAGAGUGGAAGUAUUCAAAAAUGGUUCAUGGAAUAAGAUAUGCUUUUUUUCUUACCGUAACAAUAGCAAGGAUUAUGUUAUUUGUCGCUCUUUGAGUCUACCAAGUCCUCCUCAUCCUAUAUAUUCCCAAACAUUUCAGGAUACGUCAUUUCCAGUGCAUUUUCUAAAGAAAAAGUACCGUUGUAAUGGAAAUGAGACAGGUCUCGAGGAAUGUGCAACAAGUAUUGAUACACAAUCAAUGUGUCAGCGGAAUCCCCGUUAUCAAGCUGAAGUUGUAUGUGGUCACCCACCAGUCUUUUAUCAAAAUAUCACUAAGAUGACUGGUGUUAUUACAAGUCCUGGAUACCCAUCAUCCAUGAUGCAAGCCGAUUAUCGCUGGACAUUCAUGCCAAAUUUGACUCAUGGACAUGUUGUUAUAUAUUUUGAAAAGCUGUAUUUAGGAAGAUGGUGGCCUGAUUAUGGUUACAGUAGAGUUUACAUCCAGGAAUCACUCCCAGACAAAGUGAAUCGCAAUUGCGUAUAUCGCAGACUUGUGACAGUGAAAAGCUUACCAGUCCAACUUCAGUUCUAUUCCUCGUCUUCCACUCGUCGAUUAAUUACUAAGCACAAUACACAGGGGAUGCGAGCAAGAUUCUUUACUUACAGUGAGCCAGUACCGACGCUAACAAAUUGGGUGAUCUCACUAUCAAGCCACAGCUAUAAGAGCAUCACUGCUAACUGGACACAGGUACCUGUUACAGGCUACGAUGUUUUGGGAUUCUUGAUAUCCUGUAACUCAACACAAGAUUGGGUUAACAAAUCAUCUCACGAAUUCGGAGAAAGCAAUUCAACAUCUGCGACUUUAAGUGGGCUGAUUGGGUACACUAACUAUGACGUCCACGUCUUGGCCUUGUUAAGAAAAGGGAGGAACGGUACCAUUGCGGCAUACCGCAGCUCAGAGACGUCUAUAACAACUCCAGAAUCAUCUCCAAUUUGGGGACCUCAAGGACUUUAUUUCACUAAUAUCACAUCAAAUACAGCAGUAAUUGGAUGGAAGGAAAUUCCCAGAAAAUAUACCCAUGGUGAAGUUCUUGGGUAUACUAUACUACUAUAUAAUUGUUCCACUCCCUAUCAUCAAAAACAAAUAGUAGUCUAUGAUACAUCAGUGGUUUUAACAGAUCUUUCCCCUGCGAUCCAAUAUUGUGUGGAGAUUCGAGGCUACACUUCAGCUGGAGCAGGACCAUCUACACGCCGUUCCUUUUCAACAAAAGGCAUAUCUGUCGAGGAGAAACCAACCACUGGACCUCCACCCAAGCCACCAACACCCUCCAAAGAAGAGCUUCGUAAUUCGGUCAAGGUUACAAUUAAAGAACUCAAUAUUUUUGAGUGGAAUCAGCAGCUCGACCUUAAGUUUAAAAGGAGUGUAGCCCAUGAAGUGACUGCAUUCUGUGUGAAGAAUAGCAUUUGUCUUCCACCGAAAGGACGUAAAAGGCGCACUGAAAACAACUUCAUUAACUUUACUUCAGACCAAGUAAACCUUGUUGGUUUCCCAAUACAACUCUCUAAUGCAUCAUCUGGUAGCAUGAACGCUCUUGUAGCAUUUUACGUCAAAUUUCCACCCGGAGUCUCUUCAAAUCACAGUGACUCUAUUGACGGUGCUAUACUCGUCGAUAUCAUAAACGGUUCACUGGGUAAUAUCGGUAAAGACAUUGGAAAGACCUUGCUGUCCGUAUCCAGAUACCAGACUCAAACUGCAGUUACCACAGAGUCUCCCAAAACGACUUCUUCUGGAUUUGGUCCAAAAGAAAGAAGCUCAAUGGCAUAUAUAAUUGUUGGAUCAAUUGGUGGUGCAAUAGUUCUUAUUGUACUAUUGUUUGCAGCAAUAAGUUACUGUAACAGACGAACUACAAAGAAAUAUUCCACUAGAGAAGAACAUACGACUAAUGUCGAGAUGAACAAAUACCACCAGUUUGACUUGUAAGGAAAGUUCAAGACAUACUUCAAAUGAAGAGGCUCACAUGUUAUACUGCUUAUUAGUAUCCCAUCUGCUCAAAAAUCGAUACUAAAUACUUGAGGCUAUAAUAUGAUUCAAAGUUUUGACAUAAACGAUUAGUAAAAGCACACAGUACACCUCCUCCUUCCCGGUUACGGGCCUGAAACCAGCGAAUUGCAAAUUGAAUCGUCUCAUCUUAAUACCCAUAAUCAUUUUGCAUUUAUAUAUUUUAUUUUUGCAAAAUAAAAUCACGAUGCAAUAAGACAAUAGCAAACACAAAUAUAAAUUGUAAACAAUGAAUAUGCAAUAUGAAUUUUUAGAACAUAACAAUCACAUCACAGAAAAAAUAAAUAAAUAAAAGAAUGGUUUGAUUCUUGUGUUCAUUUUUCAUAGCUCUGAUAUUUUUGAUCAUUUUAGAUUCUGCACUUUUGCUGGUGGAAACUUGGAUAAUUCAUUUUUGUUUCGAUGAUGAAAGUUUUAGAUGCAAAUAAAAUAUUUUUCUUUCGCUUUCAGGAAACAGGAUUAAUUAUCAUAACUUCUCGUGGAAUAGCUAUUUUUUGUUUGCUUUUUAUUAUUAACGGCUCUAAGAUUGCAUUUUCUUUUGCAACCUUUUAUUUUAUUUACCUUGCUUUGCUCAGUGCGAGAGGCGUUACAGAGAGAGGAUGCCCUAGCCUUAGCAAGAAGAACUUUCCUUGAUUAAGCGUGGUUGUGUCGGGAGCGGAUUUCUUAUUUGACAAUUUUCCAUUUUUUAACUGAUGGAACUCAAAGCUAGGCUGAGCUUCAAUCAGAAUCGUGAACUAAAUAUUACUGAAGGGAUUAGCUAGAAAGAGAAAACUUAUCAGAACCUUAUUUAUAAGAAUUCUUCGUUUUCACUAUAUCACCACAGCGGCCAUCUUGGAAGGACUUCAUUAAAGGAUUCCCUAUUAGUAUCUAUUGGUCAUUCCAUAGCAUUCCUCCAACAUGGCUACCAGGCUUUUAUCUUUUAAGUCUCAUGGGAAUCGUUGAAAACGAUCAAUACUUUUUGCAAAAGAGCUAAACUUGAAUAAACCUGAUUGACAGCUGUUUGGGUACAUGAAAAUUUCCAGUUAAAGUGUUAGUCACUUUCUAAUAAUUACAGUGAUAUUGACGACUUACUGAGAUACGAAGUUAAAUUAARUUCUUUCAAUAGGAUUCUGAGUUGCAUAUGAGUUGUACAUUUACAUAAGCUCGAAAAAACGAAAUUGUCACCUUUAAAGGUAGAAAUACGUACAUUUAUAUUUUGAGUUUCUUGGGAAUGGUUAGUGAAUACUAUCAAUAUUUUACAUAAAGGCUAAAUCUGAAUAAACCUGUUUAGCAGCUGUUUAGGUGCAGGACAAUUUCCAGAGAAGUGUUGGUCACUUUUUAAUACAAAGAUUGAAGACUUGCGAUACGAAGUUAAAUUAGAUUAUAACCAAUAGGAAUCCGAAUUUCCUGGUGUUAAAGUAAAUGUACACAAACUUGGAAAAAAGAAAAUUGUCACCUUAGAAAGUAGAGAUACGAAGUAGGAACAACUGAAAAAUAACCUAAGCAAAAAGAAAAAAGAAAA
This is a messenger RNA of Exaiptasia diaphana, 4726 nucleotides long. RefSeq lists its product as uncharacterized. Gene Ontology annotation, molecular function: protein binding. NCBI's taxonomy places the organism in Eukaryota, Metazoa, Cnidaria, Anthozoa, Actiniaria, Aiptasiidae. The record is from RefSeq and is a predicted model, not a curated record. The transcript is spliced from 12 exons. Gene Ontology annotation, cellular component: membrane. Bases 685 to 3150 code for a protein of 821 amino acids.